AUGGCUCUAUAUGUUUCCAAAGUUGCAGACAAGUCAGUUAUUCCUGAGCUGAGGACUGGAGAUAGAAUCAUCAAGGUAGAUGGUGUUUCUAUUGACCAGCUGCCUCCUGGCUGUAUACAAAACAAUGUUCUCGUUUCUCCUAUUGGCAAGUCUUCCGAUUACUUUGCUGUGACAGUUCAGCGUGUGACGUUUCCUGGUUGUGAUGAGGUCCUAGCUCUAUUGCAACAGCCAUUACAGAUGUGUUACUGCUUUCCCAGCAAUGAAACAAGCGGUUUUUGUGAUAUGCAGUCAUCUUCACUAAGCAGUUCGUGCAGCAGCCGGCAAUUGAGAUAUCAGUCGACAAGCACUUCAAUGUCAAGUCAUGGCAGUGGUCAAAGUGGAGGAGGGCACAAGGCACACAGUCAGGACAACGACAAACUUUGCCAGAAAUCUGAUUAUAGCCAACCAAUUCAGUCAUAUCAAUAUCGUCAUUUGAAGCACCUGCCAGCAUCAUCUGAUUCUCACUUUCUCUCUACAUCACUACCUAUUGUGUCUUUUCCACAAUCAUCUUGUCAUGAAUCGCAGAGCCUCCCCAAAUCUUUAGAAACACAGAUGCCAUUGGUUACUCAACCACCAUUAAAUGGGAAAUCAUCCAGUCAUGUCGACUUGGAAGAAUAUUCAUCAGAUGACACAACAAUGCUAGUGUUUCCCAUUCUUCAGAAAUAUAAUGCAGCAAGCCAAGGGGGUGAGAAACUUCAAUCAUGUGUAUCCGGAGAAACACCGAUGAAGAACAACAAGAAACGUUCUGGUGAAAAGUUUAUCAAGAAUGCAACCUCAUUGGAUUUUGAACAGUCCUUUGAGGCAAUUACAGACGAUGAAGUGAAUACAGCAUCAGUGCUUGUUGCAUCUACAUUAGACACAGCUGUUGGUACAUUUCAGGUUGUAUCUACCAUUGAAUCCUCAUCUGACGAGAACACCAUGGAUGUACACAGUGAGGUCAGCCGACCACCAAUGAUGUCACAAAUAAAUGCUGUUCAGAGAUGCUCUUUGCCUCGAAAUCUCCAUCCUGGUCUUCCAGGCCUAUUUGGUCACGAAAAAAAAUUAAACGAAGUAAAAAAAUUUGUUGUGUUGCCAGGAGAACCAGAAGACGACCAGAGCAGUUGCACGGGUGGCAAGUUGACAAAAGUGGACAUUUUGAGUGAUGGAGGUGGGGACGUUGGAAUUAGCCUUGUUGGUGGUCGAGGGAACGGAUUAUUUAUUCAGUCAAUUGCUGAUGGUAGUCCAGUAGCAACUUCUUGUCUUCUUCAUGAUCAAGACGAGGUUCUUGAGAUAAAUGGGCAGGAUAUCACCAUGGCAACAUACGAGGAAGGGACAUUGGCUAUUAAAUCAUGUCCAGCAACUGUUUCUAUCACCGUGCGAGCAAAUCAAACCAAAUUCAGAAAGAUGCUUUCAUCGAAUUUGCGUGAUACAUUUUUUAUCAGGACGCUGUUUAGCAACAUCGAGUAUUCUGUGAAGAACAGCUUGAGUUUUAGCUGUGGUGAUGUACUCUGCGUCGUUGACACAGUUUACGAGGAUCAAGUCGGUAGUUGGUAUGCAUACAAACUGUCACCAGGAGGGAAUGUUUUCGAUCAAGGAGUCAUACCGAGUCAACAACGGGCGUGUCAGCUAAUCUCUCAUCUCGGGAAUGAAGGCGAAAGCUGUUUGGAUCGUCCGAUGGUCCGCAGACGCAGCAAACAAGUCAUUCUCGGUCGAGCAAAAUCGAUAGACGUAAAUCAGUUGGGAGGGAGGCUCAAGCUGAAAGAGUGUGCAGUGAAAGGCUCCGCAAUCUACGAUAGAAACAUUAUUGGCUAUCAACUAGCUAUGACCAAAAGCACACUGUUUCGUAAUGGAUCUGGGACUUACUGCUGUGUUGAGCGGUCUUCGUUCAAAUUUCUUCGACCAGUCGUGUUGCUUGGUUCUGUUGCUAUGCAAGUAACUGAGAGUCUGUGCAAGUCUUCGGUGGAGACUUUGUCGGCAUAUUGCAGACCAGACGAAAUGGCAGGAAGAUUGAAAUCAGUCGCUGAUAACGAUAGCGACCAACAGGGAAUCAUCUGUGGCAGUGUGCUAGUGAGUAUUGAGCUAAUCAAGGAGGCAUCUCGAAAGGGAUAUCACUGUGUGAUGAAUGAUGUUCAUGUAGACGGGAUUCGUGAGUUGUUAUCAGUGGGUUUACAUCCCAUUGUCAUUUACUUUGAUCAGAAAAAUCAUAGAAAGGCGAGCAGAUUGCCCAGUGAGGCAGGAAAUGAUAAGAACAAACUGAUUUCAUUGGGACUCUUGAGUGCAACUCUCAAAAGCGGAUGCAAACUGCAGAAAACAGUCGAUCGAACGAUGACCCUAGUAUCCAUUCUCCAGACGUCUCUCUACUGGCUGCCGUCUCAGUAUCAGUUUUUAGCUAAAAUGUAGUGAUAACAUGAGGUUAGACUUGUCGCUGUUUGUAGAGUAGGUAACCCGUAUUGUAUGACUCUGUGAUAUCGUUAUGGAUAUCACAGAGGUUUUAGUGCUGUGAAAGUGUAACGAACAGUAUGCUAUAAUAGUCUGUUGUAAUUGAGCGGCACGUGGUAUCCACACUCUUGUAGAAGUAGAUCUAGUUGUAAUAGUUGAAUGAGCUCUUGUAUGUCUUACGUCACA
Molecule: messenger RNA, 2643 nt
Organism: Corticium candelabrum
Lineage: Eukaryota; Metazoa; Porifera; Homoscleromorpha; Homosclerophorida; Plakinidae
Exons: 14
Coding region: 1-2418 (805 amino acids)
Biological process (GO): cell-cell junction organization; protein localization to cell-cell junction; cell-cell adhesion
Cellular component (GO): bicellular tight junction; plasma membrane
Molecular function (GO): cell adhesion molecule binding
Source: RefSeq, a predicted model, not a curated record